This is a messenger RNA of Striga asiatica, 675 nucleotides long. The record is from the annotation of a GenBank genome assembly. Lineage: Eukaryota; Viridiplantae; Streptophyta; Magnoliopsida; Lamiales; Orobanchaceae.
AUGCAACCAAAAAGGGUGAAAGAUGAAGACAAUCUGGCCCCAGCUAAAACUAAAGAACCGCAUAUAAAUGGAAAUGAUGAAGUGAUAUGGUUUAUCAAUAAUAAGUGGAUAUAUGUUGAAUUACCUGUCAUGUGUUCUGCCACAAAGAAGCUACAGUUCACUAUAAUUACGCCAAACGGCACGGAAUUCUUCACGGAAUGUGUUCAGGCGAGCUUUCAAGUUGGGUGUUCUAAAGCUUGCAUGGAUGAGAGUGGCUGUGGCAGAAAACGCAAUCCAAUAGCAAAGGCCCAUAAGACCAUGAGAAUACCACAUGAAGCAAACCAGAGGAAGAAACUCACUGCAAGGCGGAAUAAGAAGGCAUAUACAUCCUCCAAGCCCAAAUACGAAGUAUUCAAAUAUGUUAAGAGAAAAUAUCUCUUACUUGCAGAAAAUACCAAGACGAAUACCCAUCGAGGUUGUCCACAUAUAUGUAUAGCUCGUUUUGCAGAUGGGCGCCCUCGAAUAACAGGUCUAAAAUUACACACCCAUCAACUAUGCUUACGUGAGAGGAGGUCUCAUCUUUGCUGCCAAAUGAGGAGAAAGCUGUCUGACAGUCCUUGUGACCUUUUCACUGAAAGUCCCUGCAAAACUACAAGAACAAAGAUUGACGAUAUUAGAAAGAUAACAGGACAGUGA